This is a messenger RNA of Theobroma cacao (cacao), 5422 nucleotides long. RefSeq names its product shortage in chiasmata 1 (gene SHOC1). Gene Ontology annotation, biological process: reciprocal meiotic recombination; resolution of meiotic recombination intermediates. The record is from RefSeq and is a predicted model, not a curated record. Lineage: Eukaryota; Viridiplantae; Streptophyta; Magnoliopsida; Malvales; Malvaceae.
AAGCAAUUCGCAAGUGCGCGCGCCAUCCACGCAAGCGGGCAAGCCUCCCGUUAGAAUAAAAUCAAAUAUUGGGCGCCAAUUUAAAUUCUAUUUCCCAAAACACUCUCUCUUCACCUGUAACAAAACUCAGAAACCAUCGGCGAUGCGAACUCGAUUUCUCAAUACCGACUACUUCACCUCAUCUCAUUCUCCAACCGAAACCCUAAGCUUCCUUAAUCUACCGCUCCCUCAGUUGCCUCCUUGGCAUCUUUCUACCUUCAAAGACGAGCUUCUCCGCUUUGAUUCGUUUCUCAACGUACCUCUCGAGACCGACAGAUUGCCGAUCGAUGCCGCUCUCUCAAAGUUUUUGUCCGACACAAUUCCUCAGUUCAUCGACGUCGAUUUCAGAGAUUUGGAGGAUACUCGGUCUCCAAUUGGAAAUGUCGAAGCCAGGUUCUCCGAGAAGGAUAAUGUAACCAGUGCUGAUGAUAAGGAUGUGCAAAGGUUUGAUGUGAUCCUGUUUGAAACACCAGAGCUGGAUACUUUCUUGGAUAAUGCUCGCUUUUCUGAGAAAGAGAUUGAGACAUUCUCUGGAAUUCCAGAGAUUGAUAAUAAUCAGGAUGAGACAGAACCUAUAGUGCAGUAUUCUAACAAGAUUCAAGAAUCAGUUUAUUCAGUUGAAUAUGUUACUUCAAAGUACAACAUGGAGAAAAAUGAUUAUAUGCUUGAAGAGGAUAGUUCUUUUGAGGAUCUGUUGCUUUUACAGCAUAACACCUUUCCUUUUUUGGAGGUGGAUGAAGUAAGUCUGGGCAUCAUAAGUCAUUCUCUGGAUGAUGUACUUCCUUCUGUUUUUGAAUCUAUUGAUACCCAGCUCUGGACUCAAGAAAAUAAUGUACUCAUUGCCAGCAAGGAGCUCUUGGGCUCUAUUGGGUAUGAUAUCUUCAAGUUUCUUUCUGAUCACUGUUUAUUAAAACAAUUUCCUGAACCUGAGCUGGCAUUCCCAGAGAUGUUCCUGGACAUGAACCUUAUAUGCGUGGUGGAAACUCCUCAAGUUGAUGAGAAUUUUGAAUUUUAUAUGGCUAAACAUGAUGCUGAUUGUUUUUUGCCCAUGAGCCUGGUCAUUUUUGAGGAAUUCCAGAUUUUUGAUGUGGACUCAUCUCAAAAUUUUGAGGUGUUUCUGAACCGAGAAAUGACCCGUGAACCUGAAGCAUGUGACUAUAUGUUCAGGGAAGACAUGAAUUUAAAGAGUUUCAAUGAAUUGGUUGUUAGUCAUGAACUUGUGCUGGUAGAUGAAACAUUCAAAUCUUUGCCUAUACCUGUUCUCUCUGAUUACAGAAGGAUGAGGUCAACAUGUACGGUUGUUGAGGAAUUACUGUCUGAGUUGAAGUUACUGCCCCUAUCUGCAUCUGAUGGGAUCUACUUGGACUGGUAUAUUUUGGAAGAAGAUAAAUGCAACAGUAAAGUUUAUUCUUUGUUUCAGAAUAUGGUAGAGGAGAUAGACUCAUACAACAUUGAUUUUGAUCAGGAAACUUUUGAGGAUGGGAAGUUAGUAUCUGAAUUCAUUUUCUCAGAUGAUGCUUUAAGUGAAUCGGCUACUGAACAAUAUGAGGAAGCACUGAAUGUCAGUUAUGAUAGCACUGCUAUGCUUAAUGGUCAUCUUAUGGCAGUUGUGUCAGGUAAUUUAGAAGACAACGGAUGCCCAAAACCAGGUAACUCAGAACAAUUAGCAGAAAAAGAUGCCAAGAGGGCUUCAUUGCUAUUUGAGUCUAUGUCACAAUUCAAUGAUCUUGAUUUUUUCUUGAAUCCCCAAAAAGGUAGUGCAGGAGAAAGUGCUGGACCUACAGCUGUGGCAUUCGAUUCAAAUGCUAUGUUACCCAAUGUUUCAUCUGGUCCUUCAGUUCAAGCAUGUGCAUCCACUGGUGUAAAAUUGAAGCAGUGGGAUAUCAUGGUUUACAAUAUAAAAUUGUCAGAUGAUAUCGUGGCUCUAAUUGAAAAGUUUGAAAAGAGCUAUCUGGCUAUCCUGCAGAAUGAGACAGAGUUAAUCUCAUUUUUACCUGCAGAUAAUUUUGAAUUGCUUAGCCUUCCAAAGCAAAAGUUAAUGGAGUGUAUUAAGAAAAAAAUGGUGCGAAGAACGACUUCUCAUAAAGAUGAAGACAUUAUGGCAUUUGUGACAUUGUGUGCAAUUAAGCAAAUGGCUUGGUACAUGUGUUUCUAUGGCAUCCAUGCAGCUCGCUUAUAUGUGGACAAGCUAUGUCAAAGCCUUGGCUGCCUGAAGUCAAGACUAAGUUUCCUCCAUUCCUUGAUUGAGGAUACAUGUGGCAAGGUUGACACGGAAAUAACCAGAUCACACCCCUCACUCUGUGUUAUACAAGGAAUUUUACAGUCAAACAUCAGUCCAAGUAGUUCAAAAGUGUUGAUUUUGGCAGAGCAAGUCUUCUGGUGGUCCUUGAAGAGUUUGUUGAUGUCAAUUGGGCUAUCAUGGAAUGAGUUAUCAAGUUUCUGCACAAGUGCAAAUGCAUCAGAUGUCUAUAAGAUGGAUUCUCAGCUGAUUUCAGAUUGUUGGUUGGUGUCUCAGGAGCAUGUUUCUGCAUCUUUUCCAUUCAACAAGUUCAACCUUAUUGUGGAAUAUGGAGGCUCGUGUGGUUCAUCUAGAGUGUCUUCCUUUUCCACUGAGUUGGUUGGCUUGAAUCAUCUUCACUUUGUGAAGAUUGAACUGGAUGGCUCUAGUGCAUCUAAAGCACUCUGUCAAGGUGUUAAUGUGCCCCAGACUACAAAGAAGUUGAUGGAAGGAGAGUUUCAUUCAAUCCUGGCCCUGGAUGAUAAUGUGAAUUACCAGAAGUUGGAGGACCUACUGAACUUUGUACCGAUUGAAGCCAAGUAUAAUAAGAAAUCUGUCGAGGGUGUGGAUAAAAUAGAAGCUCACUUUAUGCCUCUGCCAGUUGCCGUGGAAAACAAGCAAACUCAGCAGAGAAAAAUGGACAUAGUAAUUAUUGUGAACACGCAAAAUUUUGACAAGGAAAUGAUUGUAUCCAGAAGAAGUACAUAUCAAAAGAUUCUUGCAAUGGAGAAAGAAGGAGCUCAAGUGGUGGAACGUGAUUUAAAUCUGCCUGUGGAUGUCAUAAUUAGUUCUGCAAUUUGCUUAGUGUGGUAUGAUUGCAGAAACAUUGGAGGAAAAGCUGCCACUUUAGAUGCAGCAUCUUCAUGCUUACCAUUGUGGAUUGAGAAUAUUGCAACUAAUAUUUUGACAUUGCUGAGUUUUACUUUCAGUGGCUGUUUCCUGGUUUUUGAGGGAGAAGUUCCCUUCCUUUCUACUGUAAUGGAAUCCUCAGCUGGACUCUAUGCAGCAGCAGCAAGUUUGGGAAUUGACUUCCAGCUCUUUUGUUCUUAUUCAUCUGAGUUAACUGAUGAAAUUAUAUUAAACUGCAUUGACUACGCUGCUAAGAUGACCAGGGGCUUAUAUCCUAGGAUGCCUGAUUCAGAAACUCUUGCAGAAUCAUUCCUCACAAAAUUUCCUUCAAUUAAUCCUUUGACAGCUCAUGCAAUACUCUCUUCAGGAGGAGUGCUCAUUGAGUUCCUUGAGUGGUCACAUGAACGCAGGAUCCAUGCAGUCCAAAACUACUGUGUACCAGAUGAGAGUGUUGCUCUGUUCAGUGCUUUGUGCAAGUAUGGUGAGCGGGAGGACUCAAAAUCCAUAAUGACAGACUGCUCUUCUUCGGUAUCUUCUGGUCCUGACUCUGACAAGUGUGAUCUUAAUGUUGGUUCUGAAGGAAAACAAGGAAGAAAACACAUAAAUAGCCCUGAUAAAACCAGCAUAAGUAUGGAUGAGUUGCUGCAUGUUGAGCCUUUGAACCAAUGCACAGAUGACUUCCUGAAUCCUUCUGGACUGUCAAAGCCAUAUAAUUCUUGGAUGUCUAAAGGUUCCAAGGAUUUUCAGGAUUACAAAAAACACAGUUCAUCUUUGAACUAUAUAUUUGAUCAAAAGCAGCAAUUUGGUUUACCGGCAUAUUUGAGCCUUGAAGUGCCGAAGCAAUAUGAUUCUCACAUCUUUGAAGGUCCUCAGAUAUUAAAUGAAGCAAAAAAGCCCAAACUGAGUGUACCUUUGAAAGAUAAUAUUUGGGGUCACAGGCAGGGAGAAAAUAUGGCUAUGCUGAACAGUUUGGACGGGCAGAACAUCAAUAAGUUUGAAAAUCGGCAUGAGGACCCUCUAGAUGAAGUUAUUGACCUCAUUGACAGUCCAAUGUCAGGUGAGGAUUUCUCUUCCUUUGAUAAUUCUAUUCCCUUCUCUAUGGUGCCGAAGAUUGAAAAUGACUCUACAAGAAAGUCUAAAAUUGCUAGAAAAUUGUCUUUCAGAAAAGGCAGUCGCACUGUUUUCCCAUAUGUUUCUGAGAUCAGCACUGAUUCAGAUAUAUUGAGUUCUGUAAAAUAUCCUAGAGAUAGUUUCCAAGGAACUAAUGAUAAUCCAGGUGCAGGUUAUAAUGAUAAGCUGCCUUUCAGUAACCAAGAAAACCUCAUUUGGGAUGUUUUAGCUCAGGGCUCUGCAGCUUGCAAACAUUCAUUACUCAAAAAUGAUGUAUCAAAUCAUAGAGCAACACCACUCUCAAAGGCCAUUCUUUCAGCCCAUCCACCACCAGGUUCACCUUGGACAAUAGAAUUUCUUAACAGAAUCAGGGAGAAGAGCAGAUUACAUCACCAGAAUCUUCCUUCUGAUACAUCUGCUUCACCUUUUGAGAUAUCAAGAAAUGUAGCAAAAGUUCCUAAGAGAAGAAGUCCGUCAAUGCUUGAAUUUUUCAAAUACCAAGGAAGUAGCACUCCUCGGAAAAUACUAGAAAAAAGGAAGCAGAAAAGAUACCUACAAUCAUCCAACUCAUCUAAGAAUGAAAAAGCGUCAUCCUCCCUUUCGCAAACACGGACACCCAUUGAUAAGAGAGCAAGACAGACUCUAUCUUUUGCAAUGAAUGAAAGUGGAAGUCAAACUAAGCUGGUUUGGAGCGAUGGAGGUGCUCAUGGUUUGAGCAAAAAGCUCCGCAAUCAAUAGUUGGGAUGGAAACAAGGGGGGUGCAACAUACAUGGGUGUAGAACCAUUUGUGGAAUAGCAGAUCAUUCUUUAAACAUGCCAUCAACUUGCAGCACUUGCCAUGAUUUUUUCAAGAAUGUGUCCAGAUGGGCUCAAUGAGUAAGCUCGAACACAACACCAGAGUCCUCAUGCUACAAAUAUUUCAGUUGGUGAGAAAUAUUGAACGGACUAGUCCAUAGGCAGUUAGGCAUUUAUAAGAAAGCUUAUCAGGCAGCCCCAUGCUUGAAACUAAAAUGAUUUGAUCUUUGAACUGAAACUUUUUAUUGGUGGGCAUGCACUGCUAGUAGCUCUGUAGCUGUGUGUGUAUAUAUCUUUGCCUGCCUGCAAAUGUGCUGCAUAAGUAUCUAUUGAUGUUAAUACUUUAAUUGA